Messenger RNA from Rhinichthys klamathensis goyatoka, 404 nucleotides. RefSeq names its product protein NATD1. Lineage: Eukaryota; Metazoa; Chordata; Actinopteri; Cypriniformes; Leuciscidae. The record is from RefSeq and is a predicted model, not a curated record. The coding region runs from base 6 to 386 and encodes 126 amino acids. The transcript has 3 exons.
ACUGCAUGUUUCGGUUCACUCGAGGAUAUAAGAGCAGUCAGCGACUCCGCAAACACACAUGUUGUGGAUCAUGUACUGACGCCUCAAAUCUGUGUGUGAUUCACGACAGACAGAAUCAGCGCUUCACAAUCACUCUCGACUGCGACGGAGCAGCGAGUAGUGCAGUGCUGAAGUACACUAUCACACAUGAUCAGCUGGUGGAGUUGAUGUCUACUGAGGUCCCUCAAUCUCACAGGGGUAAAGGUGUUGCUGCACACCUGGCGAAGGCGGCUCUGGAUUUCCUUGUUGAAGAAAAUAUGAAAGCGAGGAUCUCCUGUUGGUACAUUAGGAAAUAUGUGGACGAAAAUCCACAUCUUAGAUACCAGGCUCAUAUUGAAGAUAAAUAAAGGCAGAAUUAAACCUUA